ACCCCCACAAUGUGGUCCCCCCGCGCCCUCUUCCGCUUCAGCAUCCUCGCCCGCCUCAACAAGCCCAAAUUCAAAGAAAUCCAGUGGACCGACGACGGCGAAGUCCGCCCCGUGACACGUGGAAAAGCAAAGCAAUUCGGUCUGCCCGAGGCCCGGUCGCCGCGGACGGUUGUGUUCAACGACGGGGCGCCGUAUCGGAUGUUGUCUAAUGCCUCGUGUGCAUCGCACGCGCCGUUGACGGUGUCUGCUUCGGAGGGGAUUGUGUUGGAGAAUGUGGCUAGGGCGAGGACGAGGCGGUAUCAGUCUUUUUUGAAGGUGUAG
Dichotomopilus funicola is the source of this 321-nucleotide messenger RNA. RefSeq lists its product as uncharacterized. The annotation marks the transcript as partial. The transcript has a single exon. The record is from RefSeq and is a predicted model, not a curated record. Lineage: Eukaryota; Fungi; Ascomycota; Sordariomycetes; Sordariales; Chaetomiaceae.